AUGGCGCCCAUUGAGUACUUGCUUUUCGAAGAGCCCACGGGCUACGGGAUCUUUAAAGUCAAACUGCAGCAAGAUGACAUCGGAUCUCGGUUGAAGGAAGUGCAGCAGCAGAUCAACGAGUUCGGAUCUUUCACGAAACUGGUGGAACUGGUCUCGUUUGCGCCGUUCAAAGGUGCCGCUCAGGCUUUGGAGAACGCCAAUGACAUUUCCGAGGGUCUGGUCUCUGACUAUUUGAAAGCUGUUUUGGACAUGAACCUGCCAAAGGGCUCCAGCAAAAAGCCUGUGACCUUGGGUAUCUCUGACAAAAACCUGGGACCAUCGAUCAAGGAGUCUUUCCCAUACGUGGACUGCAUGUCGAACGAGUUGGCCCAGGACUUGAUUCGUGGUGUUAGAAUGCACGGCGACAAACUUCUGAAAGACCUACAACAAGGCGAUUUGGAAAGAGCACAGUUGGGUCUUGGCCAUGCCUACUCCAGAGCCAAGGUGAAGUUUUCCGUCCAGAAGAACGACAACCACAUUAUCCAGGCCAUCGCUUUGCUAGACCAGUUAGACAAGGACAUCAACACUUUUGCCAUGCGUGUCAAGGAAUGGUACGGCUGGCAUUUCCCUGAGUUGGCCAAGCUCGUUCCAGACAACUACAAAUUUGCCAAGCUAGUUUUGUUCAUCAAGGACAAAGCUUCUCUAUCGGAUGACUCCGUACACGACCUCGCUGCCAUUUUGGACAACGACGCCGGUAUUGCUGAGCGUGUCAUUGACAACGCCCGUAUCUCGAUGGGUCAAGAUAUCUCCGAAACCGACAUGGAGAACGUUUGCGUUUUCGCUGAAAGAACUGCGUCCCUUGCUGACUACCGCAGGCAGCUAUACGACUACCUGUGCUCCAAGAUGCACACAGUGGCUCCUAACUUGUCUGAACUGAUCGGUGAAGUCAUUGGUGCGAGACUGAUCUCCCACGCUGGUUCUUUGACAAACUUGUCUAAGCAAGCUGCCUCUACCGUUCAAAUUCUAGGUGCCGAAAAGGCUCUUUUCAGAGCGCUAAAGACUAAGGGCAACACUCCAAAGUAUGGUCUUAUCUAUCACAGUGGUUUCAUUGGUAAGGCCGGUGCCAAGAAUAAGGGUAGAAUAUCCAGAUACUUGGCCAACAAGUGCUCCAUGGCCUCCAGAAUUGACAACUACUCUGACGAACCAAGCAAUAUCUUCGGUCAAGUUUUGAAAAAGCAGGUUGAACAAAGAUUAGAGUUUUACAGCACGGGUGCCCCAACCUUGAAGAACGAGUUGGCCAUCCAGGAGGCUCUAGAGCUUUACAACAAGGACAAGCCUGUGGAAGCUGCCAAGGACUCCAAGAAGAGAAAGCUUGAGGCCAGCGACGAGGAGGAAGAUGAGGACGAAGAGGACAAGAAGGUGACCAAGAAGGAAAAGAAGGACAAGAAGGAGAAGAAAGACAAGAAGGAAAAGAAGGAGAAGAAAGAGAAGAAGGAAAAGAAGGACAAGAAGGACAAGAAGGACAAGAAGGACAAGAAGAAAUAG
Messenger RNA from Lachancea sp. 'fantastica', 1524 nucleotides. The record is from the annotation of a GenBank genome assembly. NCBI's taxonomy places the organism in Eukaryota, Fungi, Ascomycota, Saccharomycetes, Saccharomycetales, Saccharomycetaceae.